Molecule: messenger RNA, 524 nt
Organism: Bacillus rossius redtenbacheri
Lineage: Eukaryota; Metazoa; Arthropoda; Insecta; Phasmatodea; Bacillidae
Gene: RpL27A
Product: large ribosomal subunit protein uL15
Exons: 5
Coding region: 41-484 (147 amino acids)
Biological process (GO): translation
Cellular component (GO): cytosolic large ribosomal subunit; ribosome
Molecular function (GO): structural constituent of ribosome
Source: RefSeq, a predicted model, not a curated record
CACAUUUCUAUGACUGGUCACUGACUUGAAAGACAAGAAAAUGUCGACCCACAAGAAGAAGACGAGGAAGUUGAGGGGUCAUGUCAGUCAUGGCCACGGUCGUAUCGGCAAGCACAGGAAGCAUCCCGGUGGACGGGGUAACGCCGGUGGCAUGCACCACCACAGGAUCAACUUCGACAAGUACCAUCCCGGGUACUUCGGCAAGCUGGGGAUGAGGAACUACCACCUGCGUCGCAACACCAAGUGGUGUCCCACGGUGAACCUGGACAAGCUGUGGUCCCUGGUCAGCGAGCAGACUCGUGUCAAGUACAAGGACAACACCGAGAAGGCCCCUGUCAUUGACGUCGUCAAGGCGGGCUUCUACAAGGUCCUGGGGAAAGGCAGGUUGCCCAAGCAGCCGGUGAUCGUGCGUGCCAAGUUCUUCUCGCGAAGAGCUGAAGAGAAGAUAAAGGAAGUGGGUGGAGCGUGUGUUCUCCAGGCAUAAUCCUCACUGUACUUGUUAAUAAAUAUAUUUGUAUAAAGUG